Molecule: messenger RNA, 2136 nt
Organism: Kwoniella shivajii
Lineage: Eukaryota; Fungi; Basidiomycota; Tremellomycetes; Tremellales; Cryptococcaceae
Exons: 8
Coding region: 1-2136 (711 amino acids)
Biological process (GO): intracellular protein transport; endoplasmic reticulum to Golgi vesicle-mediated transport
Cellular component (GO): Golgi membrane; cytosol
Molecular function (GO): syntaxin binding
Source: RefSeq, a predicted model, not a curated record
AUGUCGCGUCCGACUCUUCUUCAAUCCCAAACCAAUGCUCUUCUCACUCUUCUCAACCUAAACCAACCUGGUCCAGCUGCAAGCUCAUCAGCGGGACCUUUUCCUAGACCUUCGUCUCCAUUGUCAACAUUCGACGAGAAUGCUCAAGCACCGUUGGUUUGGAAGGUCCUGAUUUUAGAUGAACAGAGUAAAGAUAUUUUAGCUACUAGUUUGAGAGUACAAGACUUGAGGGAACAAGGCGUUACACUUCAUAUGCAAUUGCAUACACCUAGACCACCUUUAGCAGAUGUACCUGCUGUUUACUUUGUUUCACCUACAUUGGCUAAUAUCAAGCGAAUUGCCGAGGAUUUGAACCCACCUCUUUACUCAUCCUAUCAUUUGUCUUUCACUUCCUCUUUACCAAGAUCAUUACUGGAAGAAUUAGCUUCGUUGAUACUUGCCAAUGAUCCAUCUGGAAGUACAGGUCAAUUGAUAAAUUCAGUUCAUGAUCAGUUUUUAGACUUCCUUGUACCUUCAUCAAACCUGUUCUCCCUACUGCCUCGAAGGGAAAUCCAACAACAAGAAUCAAAUGGUGUACAAGGGAAGAAAGGUGGUAAUAAGGGUCCUAAAGAGAAGGAAGUUGAAGGGAGACCAAGUUAUGUCGUAUUGAAUGAUCCAAAGGCUGGCGAAAUUGAAAUUGAUGAAGAGGUGGAAAGAGUUUCAAAAGGCUUAUUCAGUGUAAUAACUACCAUGAACUUCAUACCUAUCAUUAGAUGUCCCAGAGGUAAUGCCGCGGAAAUGGUAGCGAGAAAACUAGAUGCCAAGUUGAGAGAUCACGUAGCCUCGAGUGCGUCUCAGCGUGGCGGUGCGGGAAGAGAUGGGGGCUAUGGUGUAGACGGGUUGAAUAGUCUUCAAAGACCAUUGCUCGUGAUACUUGACAGAAACGUGGAUCUAAUACCUAUGCUCUCUCAUUCGUGGACAUAUCAAGCAUUAGUACACGAUGUACUGGAUAUGAAGUUGAACAGAGUCACUGUCGAGUCCCCCGAAAAUGGACGACUUCAAAAGAAAUCCUAUGAUAUUGAUUCUAAAGACUUUUUCUGGGAGAAGAAUGCUGGCAAUCCUUUCCCACAAGUAGCUGAAGAUAUCGACACUGAAUUAAGUCGAUAUAAAUCUGACGCUGCGGAACUCACACGGUCGACGGGAAUCAGUGAUGUCAAUGAUGUCGCUCAAAUUGAUUUCUCCUCCAACACUGCUAAUCUAAAAACAGCUAUCACCGCUUUACCUGAAUUAACAGCUAGAAAACAUACUCUUGAUACGCAUAUGAACAUCGCUACAGCACUCUUACAAGCAAUCAAAGAAAGAGGACUCGACAAUCUAUUCCAAAUAGAAGAGACAGCGUCCCGACAAAGUAAAGCUCAAGUGAUCGCCACGUUGAAAGGACAAACAGAUGAUCCAGAACAAACAGCACAUCCAUCACCGGAUGAUCAGUUGCGAUUAGUGAUCAUCUACUUCUUAUCAAUGAUGGAUGCUUUACCCAAAGAUGACUUGAUUGAAUUGACGAAUAUGCUGAAAGAAGCUGGAGCCGACGUCAAUGCUUUAGAUUAUGUCAAGAAGGUUAGGGAAAUUACCAGAAUGACUAUGAUGGCUUCUCAACCUACAAUCGCAGCUGCCCAAACUGCUGCUUCAUCGGGAGGAGAAUGGACAAAAGGUUUCAGUGCUUUAGGUAACAGAAUUACCGAUCGAUUAAGGGAAGGUGGAAUAACAGGGGUUGGAUUGGACAACCUGAUAUCAGGAGUAAAGAACUUCUUACCUGCAAGAAAGGAAUUGACGAUUACCAGAUUAGUGGAAGCUUUAAUGGAGCCUUCAACAGCUACCACACAAGCACUACAAGAUACAGAUGAUUACUUGUUCUUUGAUCCAAGAGCUUCCAGAGGUAGGAAUCCAACUUCAUCAGGAAAAGGUAGACAACAAUACAGUGAAAGUGUCGUUUUCGUAGUUGGAGGUGGUGGAUAUGUCGAAUAUGGUAAUUUGAUGGAAUGGGCGAACAGAAAUCAAAGAGAAGGUGGCGGCGGUGGCAAGAAGAUAACUUAUGGAAGUACGGAAAUCCUUAAUCCUACCGCUUUCGUGAAAACUCUCGCGGAUUUAGGAUCAGCUUAA